Molecule: messenger RNA, 1205 nt
Organism: Panicum virgatum (switchgrass)
Lineage: Eukaryota; Viridiplantae; Streptophyta; Magnoliopsida; Poales; Poaceae
Product: chaperone protein dnaJ 11, chloroplastic-like
Exons: 1
Coding region: 141-620 (159 amino acids)
Source: RefSeq, a predicted model, not a curated record
AAGCGACGCGAGCCAAAUAAAAGGGCUGGAGGAGCCUGCAGCGAAUCCAACCCACCUCUCACAAAAUCUCUCUCUCACACAAGGCUCGGCCAAUCCCGAUCCCUCCCUCCCCGUCCCGCCACUCCACCGCCAGCGCCAGCAUGAUCUCCCCGCGCCCCGCGAUGUCGCCCAGCUUCCUCGCCUUCCGGCCGGGCUCCCCGGCCGCGUCCCCGCCACCCUCCCCGCGCCUCAACGGGCCGCCGCCCCUCUCCGCGUCCUUCUCCGCCUCCACGGCCGUCACCGCCCCGGACCACGCGGCGGCCGCCAGCUCCUCCUUCUACGACGUCCUCGGCCUCCGCCCGGGCGCCAGCCCGCGCGAGAUCAAAACCGCGUACCGCCGCCUGGCGCUCGCCGUCCACCCGGACGCCGCCCCACACCCGGCCUCCUCCUCCGCCGAGGACUUCAUCCGCGUCCACGCCGCCUACUCCACGCUCUCCGACCCCGACAAGCGCGCCGACUACGACCGCCGCCUCCUCCUCUCCGCCGGGCGCCGCCGCGCGCACCCGGCGGCGCUCGGCCGCUCGCCCUCCUUCCCGGCGCGCCGCUCCCGCCGCACCUGGGAGACCGACCAGUGCUGGUGACAGCGUAAAGAUCUUCCGCACCUGCGGCUGUGGCGGCCCCUCGCUGUCCCCGUCGGGCCGCGGAACCUUCCCAUUUGAAUGGAGCCUUCCCAGAAGAAUAGUGGUAUAGCCUCGCGCGCCGUCGCCGGCGACAUGUAAAAACGUAUGGUGUGUGACGUCCCCCUUUUUGGAUUGUGGAUGUGUAUGUGUGACUUUGGCCUGGUGUUGUGAUAGGAUCUAGGUCACCUUACCUUAAUCUACGCUGGAGAUAAGGCUGAUGGCUGCAGCAACAAUGCAAUCCAGGUUUGAGAAGAAAGCGACUUGUUCUGUCUCGUUGCAUACUACUCUUCUUCAGUUCUUCUUGGGUGUUUGUGCACGACUGGUCGUGGUGGGGGAAAUGAGCAAUCUGUCAGUGUCUCUGCAUACUCUUCUCGCGUGGGCAGUGCAGACGUGUUGCGCAGCUUGUGGGCUCUGAAUGCUUCCAAUGGCACAAUUGCUUGUUUUUUCCUCGAGGGAAAGGGUCGGGAUCCAUCUUCCAAAGUCGCCCCACGAGCGACGCAAAUUGUAUUAAACCCUGAUCAAAUAUUCAGCAAAAAUAUUUGAUUC